Messenger RNA from Octopus sinensis (East Asian common octopus), 6225 nucleotides. RefSeq lists its product as uncharacterized. Gene Ontology annotation, molecular function: sequence-specific DNA binding. Bases 335 to 988 code for a protein of 217 amino acids. NCBI's taxonomy places the organism in Eukaryota, Metazoa, Mollusca, Cephalopoda, Octopoda, Octopodidae. The transcript is spliced from 2 exons. The record is from RefSeq and is a predicted model, not a curated record.
AGAGUAUAGAAGGAAGAAUAGGAGUGUCAGACAGAUAGAGGAAGAAAUAGCUAGAGAGAGAGAGAGAGAGAGAGACAGAGAGACAGACAGUAAGAGAGAGAGAGAGAGAGACAGAGAGACAGACAGUAAGAGAGAGAGAGAGAGAGUAGGGAAGUGAGUUAGACAGACAGUGACUGCAGUAAGGAACUGGAGUGUCAGAUAUAGAGAGGGAAAGAGAAGAGAAAUUGACGAGCUGAGAGCGACGGAGGUGGUGGUGGCCCAAUGAGGUUUGGAGUAUGUUUUAAUGGUUAAUCCUUGAGAACGGAAGUCUUGUGCCAGUCACAGGUGGGGAACCAUGCCGAGUAGUUGUAUUGUGAAAGGUUGCAAGAGUGUCCAGAAGAAAAACCAGGCGAUCCAUUUUUACCGGUUGCCGUGGAAUGACCGUCCACUGUUGCGAAAGUGGGUGGAAAGAGCCGGCUACAACCUCAAUGAUCCCAGCGACGUGGAGAGAAUCAGUAAAGAGAGCAGCAGGGUGUGUAGUCUUCAUUUCAAGAACAAUGUUCGGAUGGGAAAAAAAGAUUUGCCACGGAUCAACCUACUCGUGUAUGAACAAAAUAUUCUCCAAGAAGCUGCUCAGUCAUUAUUGGAACUUUCCGGAGCAACUUCAGUGUAUAGUACUGUCCAAGGUCCCUCAGACAGCAACAACAAUAUAUCACCCACCAGAAUGGGGCCAUGUCCACAGAAUCCCGGUAAUAAUCAACUCAAUCAAGCUACAACUUUAGCAACAGUUGCAACCCCAGAACAAACUGUUGCAAUGGUUGUCCCAGCUACAACUCAAUACCAGAGCGAAACGGUGAUCACCUACACACCUGACACAGUGGUCACCUAUUCUCCAAUGCCAGAGAGUGCUGUUGCAUACACCUCUGAGUCAGUGGCCACAAAUGGACCAAGCAAUAUAACGUAUGAACCUGAUGCUGUUGUCAUGUACGCCCCUGACUGUGAAAGUUAAUGUCAUUUUAAACCGUACCUUGGUUUACUGCUAGAUUCUACUGCUGGUUAAAUUGGUAUUCAAUAACAAAUUUAGUGAAACUUACCUUCCCAUAGAAAAGGAAAACCCAUCAUUUAAGGAUUCUAUGUUCUGAAUUCUCCCUCCCCUCUCCUCUCGAUUUAUUUACCUACCGUCUUCUACCUGGUUGUAUAUUAAAAUCUCCAUUAAAAUAGAUUCCAUUUAGAUUUUUAAAAUAGUUACUAGAUUUAAACUCCCCUAAAAACCGAAAAAAAAAAAGGCAUUGUGAGAAUUACAGAUAUACAUGGUUUUGAAACAGAAUUUUUUUUUUAAUUUAAAAAAAGUCUUUUCAUGUCUUCCUUUCUUCAAUAUCGAUUAUUUUCUAAUAAAAUACCCAGGGGUCUACUCCAACCCAUUUGAUCCAUUUUUACAGCAAACAAAAUUAUUGACUUAAAAAUGGUUUUCAGGUCAAUAAUUUUUGUAAAAGAAAUCUUUAGAAUCUCUAAUUUUUCUUUAUUUCUUCUAGAUAAUUGAUAAAAUUGAUAAAUGUAAAAAUUGAUUCUAUUUGGGUCUCUACAAAAUUAAAAAAGACUUUUCUUUCUUUUUUCUUUUUUUUUUUUUUUUUUUUUUACAUAUUCUGAACCAAAAUCCUAGUUAGGUAUUAAUUUAUGAUUUUUCUGUCUAAAUUUAAUGAGUAUGGAAACAUCAAAUGUGAAAAUAUUAUAUCAACUAUUAAUGUAGUGAAGAUAGGGAGGGAGAAUAAACAAGAAAAGUAUUUCUUUUAAACUUUAAUAUUGCUUCUCCUAGAAAUGUCUAAUUCAAAGCCGUCUUUUCCUUCUUUUUCCUGUGCUCCACAAAGAAAGUUGAAAGCAGUUGUAUGAAGCCUUGCUGCAAUUCAAUCUUCAAUGAUGUGGUUCAUUUAUUUAACAGACAUCGUAAAUCCAUCCAAUUCUAAAACAAAAUGAAAAAAAAAAAAGAACUAAAAAAAAACCCCACCAAAAACAGAAGAACCCCCUCCAGGAAAAUCCCAAUGUGCUUAUUUCUCCCUAACUCAUUUUUCCUUCUGAAGAAUCCAUCCAAGCAAACAUUUAGCACAACUAAAACUUCACCAACAUUUUCUGUCUGCCUGCACUCGGUAUUCCAGUCUUAAAUCUGGUUAUGUUUUAUUAUUACCUUCACUACGCAUGGACAUAUUUCAAGUAAAGCUCACCUCUGCUGACUGUAGUAACCAAAUAUUCGAAAAACUCCACAGAAAAUAGACAUUUUCAAAUAAAGCUCACCUCUGCCUAUUAUAGUAACCAUAGACACUAAACAUCCCACAGAAUUCACUGAAACUUAGUUCUCUGUGACAAAUCACUGUCCCUUCCAUAACUCUUUUUCUUUUAUUGAAUUAACCGUUAUUAUUGCUUAUUUUAAAAAUUGGCAAUGUUUGUUUGUCUCCAUUUUUUUUUUUCUGUCUUCAAUUACAAAGUAAAUUUCUUUAAAGAACUUUUAGAUUGAUACUUUUUUUUUUUUAUUGAAGAAGUUAGCAUAUUCUUAUCUGAUAUUUUCUUAUGUUCUUGGAGAAACCUACUGUUGUCUUAGUUGGCAAAUAGUAUUUAUUUACCAAUUUAGUAAAAUAAAUUGCUUAGAAUUUAGUCUCUUCCUCAAAACUUAAUAUAAAACUUAUGAUGUGGUUUGAAGCCAAGUUGGAAGGAACUCUAUCUUCUAGUCAUUCUGAAUUGUUUCAGGAAUUAACAUCCAAUUUAAUAAUAAUAAUGAUAAUAAUGAUAAUGAUGAUAAUUAAUAAAAGGGCUCAGUGUUGAAAAGUGAACGGAGAGGUAAAAGCAUUAAUGAAUCUUGAUAUCUCAAAUAAAAUGAACUAACAAUAGUUUAAAAAGAAAAAAAUUUUUUUUUUUUUUUUGAGAUUAUCAAAGUACUUAAAAAUAUUGCUCUUGUUAUAUCUGUUCUUGUGAUAUUCUUCAUGGGUUUUGGGUGUGUGUGUGUGUGUGUGGCGGGGGUUUAUUUUGUGUUGCUUAUUGUCUGCACAUAUUCAUUGAACUAUUUCCAUAGACAAAAUGUCAGCGCUGCAAUGCCACAUAAAUUUAAUUUUCCUUUACCUGGCUGAGUAAUUGGCCUUAAGUGAUAAAGCGGGCAACAAUAGCACUGGUAUGAGUGAUGUCUGAUAAAAUAUGAGCCAAAUGCUUUUGCGGUUUGCCAUUAUUAGUAUUAUUAUUAUUAUCAUUAUUAUUAUUACUAUUAUUAUUAUUAUUAUUAUUUGCGAUGGAUUGGCAGAAUGGUUACAGUGUUGGACGAUAUGCCUUGCAGUAUUUGUUCUGGCUCUUAACAUUCUGAGUUCAAAUCCUUCCAAGGUCAACUCUGCCUUUCAUCCUUUUGGGGUUGAUAAAAUUAAAGUAACGGUCCAAUACUGGAAUUAAUGGUAUUGACUGACACCCUUCCCUUAAAAAUUGCUGGCCUUCUACUUAAAUUAGAAACUAAUUAUUAUUAUUAUUAUUAUUAUUAUUAUUAUGAGUAGUGGCUGGUUGAAUCGGUAGAGUAGUGGACAAAAUACUUUGUAGUAUUUAGUUAUGUCCCUUUACGCUCUGAGUUCAAAUCCCACUGUGGUUGACUUUGCCUUUCAUCUCUCUGGGAAGGAUAAAAUAUCAGCUAUUUCUUUCCUCAAAAUUUGUGGCCUUGUGCCUAUAUUAGAAACCAUUAUUAUUAUUAUUAAUUAUUAUUAUUAUUAAUUAUUAUUAUUAUUAAUUAUUAUUAUUAUUAUUAUUAUUAUUAUAGGGUGGUGGGUUGAUAGAAUUGUUAGAGCGUUGGAAAAAUACUUUGAGGUAUUUCUUCAAGCCCUUUAUGUUCUAAGUUCAAAUCCCGCCAGAGUCAACUUUGCAAAACUUGUGGCCUUGUGCCUAUGAUAGAAACCAUUAUCAUUAUUAUCAUUAUCAUUAUUAUUAUUAUUAUUAUUAUUAUUAUUAUUAUUAUUAUUAUUAUUAUUUUAAUGUUACUUAGUAUUUCUUGUCUUCUUUCUUCGCCCCAUUCCUUCCUUUCUUUUAAUGAAGUUGUCAUUUUUCAUCUGCCAUUUUGUACUAUACAAAUGUUUUAGGACAAAAUGUUUUCUCUUUUCAAUCGGUGCUAGAAUAAUGAGCUGAGGUGACAAUAUCUGAAGCAUUAUAAUAAUAAUUCAUUCUGUAAACAGUUUCAACUGCUUAUCACUACACUUGCUACUGAAUGAACAUCAUUUGUUUACUUAUGUCUUUCACAGAAGAUUUUCAUCUUCUAGAACAAAGGAAUCUUUGAUUCUAUAAUUUCUUUUUCUUCAUUUUUUAAAAAAAUAUUUACAACUGCUUAUAUAUUAUCAAUUGGAGAUACAUUUCUCCCGGUGUAUAUUGUACAGAUAUCGUCUUGGUAAUAUCUUUCAUGGUUUGGUCAACGAGGCUUUAUAAAUCCUGUAUUCAUUUUACAGCAUUCCAGUUAUUUGAAUUUUUUUUUAUAUAUAUAUAUAUAAAAUUAUUUAUAAAGUAAAAAUAAAUAAAAAAGAAAUUACAAGUUGGUUUAUGCUACAUGUUUGAUAUAAGCAUAUGAUAUUUUGGAGUGGAAAAAAAAAUGCUUAAAAUAAAGUGAUUGAUGGUAACGGUUGUCCCUAACUUGUGAAAAUUCAUGUUCAACUGGAAGAUAACAUCUGGAUUUAUAAACAGUUUCUUAUCAUUAUAAUAUAUUUCCUUAUUCUACUGUAUUCAAAUGCUAUUGUGUGUGCAUGAGUUAUAAUUUUGUUGUUUUUUUUUUUUUUCAAAUCAAAAAUUUUCAUUUCUAGAAAUUUAUAUUUAGAAAAGAAAAAAAAAAAUAGUGUUUUAAUUUAAGCAAAAUGAAAACAGUGUUUCUUAAAAGUAAUUUAUGCCACAACUUGCGUUGUAUAACACAAGUUGAACUUGUAUUCCAUCCGACAUUUGUAAAUAUGUUGAAAUCCUUCCAAGAAUUUUGUUUUUUUUUUCCAACUCAGCAAAUUCUUUUUUUUUUUACUACACUUUUUAAUCAAUGUCCAAAGCAAAAUGAACUUAUCCAGUUGUUUUAAUGGUAAAUCAUUUGGUUGUUAUAUUUGAAAAAUACCUUGCAGGAUUAUGGAUUUCUGUCUCUUCUGUCCAUUAAAUGCGUUUCUACAGGCUUUAUAUACUUGAACAAAAUAAUAUUGCUUCACACAACUAUCAUGAAUUUAAUCUCAAUCAUCCGUCCACAUUUUACUUUGCAAAAUUAGUUCUGUUACAUCAGCUUCAGUAAUUCCUUCUGUUAUAAAUCUCUCUAAUGUAUACAUAUUUUCACUCCUUCUGUCUAUGGCAUACUGGUCUCUGUCUUCAUUGAUUUUCCUGCUGUUAACUGUUGAUACAUGCUGCAUAGAUUGUUUUGUAUUGUUAACCGUUCUAUAAUUAUUGCUGUUCUUGCUAUCUGUCCAGCCUUUCUCCAGGUGAGAUUCCACCCAAACAGUAUUCUGCUGAAGUAAUUUUUAACAUUUCUAAUCUUCUCAUCACUGUUUUCUGUUUUGUUUCUGGGUUGUCCCCCACCCCCUACUCCUCCUCCUCUUCCUUUCUUGUAAUCUGAUUGUUUACUUAAAAACCUGAAUUCAGCUAAACAUUUUACAUUUGCUGUGAUUUUUACCAAUUUUUUUUUUUUUCUUUUUAAAGAAAUCUUUCGUCAGUUUGUAAUAACUUGAUAAAAAAAAAAAAGAGAAACUUUUUCCUCAUCGGAUUUAACACAGGAUUAGCGAUAUUUGUCCCCUAUCCAAUGCUAGAAUGCUACAUACCUAAGAUAUGGUUCUUAAUUGUUGGGAAAGACGAGAGCUGAUGACAAAAGUGGCCGAAACAUUCUGUAAGUUAGAAUAGCUCAAAGCACAUAUUAUUCUUUUAAAGUAAGCCAAAAUCUAGGAGUAGUUUAUUGUCUAGAUUAUCCCAUUCAUUCUUCUUUUUGUUCUCUCACCAUAAUAGUGGUUUGCCCAACAAAUAUUAUUUUAAUCUUAUUACUCAAUAAGCAAUGGCCUAAAUAUUUAUUUGAUUUGUAAUUGUGUUCUAUUUCUAGUUUAUUUAUUCCUUUUUUAUAUUUGUCUUAAAAAGUCUAACCUGUUGCAUUAGUUAGAACCAAAGUCAAUAAUGUUGCUUACUCACAGCUGAAAACCAAAGUGAAAUGCUAUAACAUUUCCUCCAAUAAUAUACCAUAAUCAAUGAAGAAUAAAGUUUCUUCUCACACUUUCUCCCUUCCACAAUAAAAAA